This is a messenger RNA of Hevea brasiliensis (rubber tree), 1427 nucleotides long. Its product is annotated as D-amino-acid transaminase, chloroplastic. Gene Ontology annotation, biological process: folic acid biosynthetic process. The record is from RefSeq and is a predicted model, not a curated record. Lineage: Eukaryota; Viridiplantae; Streptophyta; Magnoliopsida; Malpighiales; Euphorbiaceae. The transcript is spliced from 5 exons. Gene Ontology annotation, molecular function: 4-amino-4-deoxychorismate lyase activity; pyridoxal phosphate binding. Bases 234 to 1277 code for a protein of 347 amino acids.
UCUGCUUUAAGACUUCGUCCAGUACCUUGGGCCAAAAACUGCGACACAAACUACUCAAAGUUAACAGAAAUUGAUUCCACUCUAAACCAAAAACAAUACUUCAUAAUCUAUAGCAAGUUGAGACAUACUAUUAUUAGCUAUAAACCUGAGCUCACUUCAUCUCAUCAAUUGUAUCCCUCUUGAAUUUCUUGCUUUGUAGAUAUUCUUUCACUGCCAUUUUUUGCUUAUCAUCCAUGGAGCAUAAAAAAUCAAAAGAGAUUGCUGCAUGGGAUGUUGAGAAAGCUGGCUGCAAAGACUUUAAAGUUCACGUGUUUUCUUCUUCUUCAGAGUUGCUUGAAAAGCUACAUGAGAAAUGGAGUUCAGUGAAAAAGCAACCAUACCCAGCAAUGUAUUCCAGUGUGUUUGGUGGAAUUAUUCUUGAUCCUGCAAUGAUGGUGAUUCCUAUAGAUGAUCACAUGGUUCACCGUGGGCAUGGCGUGUUUGAUACAGCUAUAAUUUUUGAUGGAUAUCUAUAUGAGCUUGAUGUCCAUUUGGACCGCCUUCUACGAUCAGCAUCAAAAGCAAAAAUAUCCUCUCCCUUCCCUUGUUCAACAGUUCGAAACAUUCUUAUUCAAAUGACUGCAGCGUCAAAAUGCAAGAAAGGAACAAUAAGAUUCUGGCUCAGCGCAGGGCCUGGAGACUUCUUGCUUUCGCCUGCUGGAUGCCCAACUUCUUCUUUCUAUGCAGUAGUUAUUGAUGAUGACUUCUCCCAGCACAAGGACGGGGUUAAGGUGAUAACUUCCACUACUCCCAUGAAGUCAUCUAUGUUUGCAACUAUGAAGAAUGUGAACUAUCUCCCAAACGUCCUUUCGAUAAUGGAAGCCGAAGAGAAGGGAGCAUUUGCUUCCAUCUGGGUUGAUGAUGAAGGUUAUAUUGCUGAGGGUCCAAAUGUGAAUGUGGCCUUUAUAACUCAAGAUAAGGAGCUUAUCUUGCCUUCAUUUGACAAGAUCCUUAGUGGUUGCACUGCAUUAAGGCUUCUUCAACUAGCACCUAAAUUGGUUGAGCAAGGGCGAUUAACAAGUGUUAAAACAGCUGAUCUUACUGUCGAGGAGGCUAAAAAGGCAGCUGAAAUGAUGUAUGUUGGAAGCACACUUCCUGUCUUGCCAAUUGUUAGGUGGGAUGAGCAACCUAUUGGAGACGGUAAGGUGGGAGAGUUGACAAUGGCACUCUCUGAUUUGCUUUGGGAUGAUAUGGUUGCUGGCGUUGGUAUGCAAAGAGUACCUGUUCCUUAUGAGUAGCUUAACCACAUAUUGAUGCAGUAAGUGAGACCACAGGAAAUUUCAACUUAAGUUUCAGCUUCUCUCAUUGCUCAUUUGGUGUAACUUGUCUAAGGACUUUCUUUGGAUGAUUCAUUGUUCAUGGAAAGCAAAUUGAGUUUGCUUUUGUUC